This is a messenger RNA of Heteronotia binoei (common prickly gecko), 8834 nucleotides long. It is a transcript of the gene CMYA5, whose product is annotated as cardiomyopathy associated 5. Bases 96 to 8714 code for a protein of 2872 amino acids. The record is from RefSeq and is a predicted model, not a curated record. Lineage: Eukaryota; Metazoa; Chordata; Lepidosauria; Squamata; Gekkonidae. Gene Ontology annotation, molecular function: protein binding. The transcript has 13 exons.
UUGAGCUACUGUGGAUGACAGUUUGCUUCGGGCAGCCCUGGGGAGGAGUGAGUAGAGGGGAGAAAACACAACAAGGGACUGGCCUGGAAACAAAAAUGGAGACUUACUGCAACUCAGAGUAUGAUGAAUCACCUGAAGUCUCCGUGGAAGAUGAAGAGGAGGAUGAGGAUGAGCCCCAAGAAAGACAGCUGCUUUCUAACAGUUUGAAAAACCUUAACCAGAACCAUGGAAGGAGAAAAACUAUGUCACUGGAUACAGUGGAUAUUGUUCAAAGUGAAGACAGUGGGUUAACAUGGGAGACCAGUUCAAGCCGAUGUUCCACAUCCCAAGCCUCUGAAACUAGUGCUACAUCUGGUGUUUAUAGUAUGGACAACUCAUACAUAGAUUCUCCUCCAGGGAGAGCUAUGGAUGAAGGAAAGACAGCACAGAAAACAAGUAGCUCAUUAGAUCAAAUGCCAUCAUUUUCAAACCAGAAUACAGUCAUGGAGAGUGAAAGAGAAGCAUUUUCUGUAAUGCACACGAAAGUAACAGUUGAAACAAGAGAAAUGGAUCCUGCUGAUCCACAUUCAUGGCCCUUUCAAGUUCAACCAUCAAAGAUUAAAGACUAUUUGAUACAAAUCACGCAGGAAGUGGAGAGUCCAGUGCCAGCAGAAAAAGAUAAUGCUUUGAAAAAAAAGGGUGAGCUCCCACUCAAAGGGACAGUAAGAGCACGGAUUGAGCAGAUCACUGCAGUGUUGGAAGAGAGAAAUAAAAAGAUUUUCAGGAGGGUGAAUGGAAAAGAUUUGCCUUCAGGUGCAACGAGGAAGCCAAGCGAACAACCAAAAAUAUUCUCCAGGCAAGGCAUUUCUGUAUCAUUAAGGCAUAUUGAAAGAGAUACCAAGGAUAAGAAUAACAAGAAGGAAAUUAUACGCUAUAAUCUCAAGCCUGUGCAGACAAACAUUUCAAAGUCUGGUGUGUCUGCUACUCCCUAUAAAAAAGAUGAGAAGAAAAUGAGAAAAUCUGUUCUGCCAGAAACUCUAAAUAAGGCUUCAGAGAAACCAUCUCCUGUUCUGUCGUCCCUUGCUGGCAAAGCAAAUAAGCCGGACAAUGAAUUCUAUUCACCUGUCACCCAAACAUCAGUGUCAGAACACACAAAGUUUGUUCCACCAGAUGAUCAGGACAAAAUGGAGAAAAAAGCAAAGCAGUAUUUUCUCUCCGAGGCAACCAAUGUCACAUCAAAAAUGUUAUCUAACCUCACUGAUGAAACAGGGAAGCGGAUAAUGGAGCAACAUUUACCAGAGGCCACAGAAGUUCCUCGUAUCUCAGUAGCACCAAGAUCCUCACCAGAGAGAAAGCCAGCUCAGCUGUGCUCACCUGUUUCUGCUGGAUCACUUUCUUACUCUGCUAAUGAAGAGGAGAACCAGACCAAAUCAACUGCAGUUGUGCUAUCAGAAUCUGCAGCUCAGGAUGUACAGUACCCAAAUAUUAUAAAGUCUGAAGCCAUCCAGAAUGAACAUGAACAGUCUCUUAUAGCUGAAACUGCAAGCCAAGAUACUGAACGGUGUCCUUCAAAACUGGAGAGCAAAGAUUUGGCUAUGUUUCAUUCUGCUGAAAAAACUGGGAAGCAAAAAAUUCCUUCUCACUCACCUGCAGAGUCUUUGCCUGAAGAGGCAGAAUCACCACAUUCUGUUAUGGAAACAGAAAAGCAAGACAUGAAGCAGUUGGAGGUGGAAUAUUUAAAGAAAGAUGUACUGAAACAAGCAACUAUAAUGUCACAAACAGAGCCAGAUCACCUGCUAGUGCUGCCUUCAGUAGAAGAAUCAGAGACUAGAGAGGCUGAAACUGUACCUGAUUUAUCUUCCACUAACAACAGAACAGAAAUACAGGAAUGCCCCAGUGUAGAAGAGCAUUUUGGACUUCCACAUUUCUCUCAGCGUAUGGGUAAAGCUGAGAAAGAAGAAAAAGAUUACUUGGGACUGAAUUUAGAAAAGCAAGGUGUUCAGAUACAAGCACCUGUUACCAUCUUACAAGAGCCAGAAUUUCAAGAAGUCUCUUAUUCGAGAGAUAAAGCAGAGAAUCAGACAAAACUGCUAGAAUUUCAACAUCUAGAUUCAUCACUUCCCAUCCCCUCAGCACAAAAAGAAGUUCACCAAUACUCUGUAGCAAUAGUACAGUCGGAAAGUGAAGAGCCAGUUAUUUCUGAACCGAUAAAGUCUCUGCAGGAAUUAGGGCAUACAAAACCAUCACAUCUCAGAGACACAGAAGUAAGUUCAGACUCGCCUACUGAAAUACUCAACGAGACUUCAGAACAACUACCCUCUAUUUCAUCUCUUCCAACUGACAAUGUAGAAAAGCACAGAACUCAGCCAUCCCCAUUAGCAAUACCUCAGUCAGAAAUGCCAAACUCUAUUUUACCAUACAUUGCUGAACAGAUGGAGAAACAGGACAAUCUUCUGUGUUCUCCUGAGAAAGCAAUUUUGAUCUCAGAAAUGCUGUUUCCCACAGUGGCUGUCCAAAAUGCUGGGGUGACAAAAUUAGAAAUUCAGCCAGACUCAACCACAAAAGCUCCCUCUGAAGAAUUAGUGUCUAUUUCAAGAGUGUCUGCUGUUGCUGAAGAGAAGACAAUCUGGCCUGAUUUGUCUCUGUCUGCUGAACCUCCUCCUGAAGCAUCUGUUCGGCUACAAGAGUUAGAAAAUCAUGCCCCUCCAUCUAUAAAAGCAAAUUUGUAUUCUGAAGUUAAGGAUGCAUCAUAUCACACUGGAGGUGACAGCCAGGAAGGAGACCACCAUUUAUUUGCAGCAACACAGCUAGAGAUGAAACAUUCGGUUGCACCUGAAACAAAAGAGCUGAAUAAAAAUGACUCUGUACGAUCCCAGUUGGAGAUGGAAGCAACAGUUGCAUUGAGUUCUGCAGAUGAAACAAAUAACAAAAUUAUGAACCAAUCCAUCAUUGAACUUUCACAUCCAGAUUCACUGGGUCCUGUGUGUGUGCCAGAAAAGCAAGAAAGAGUACAGAUGGAGACAGAAAAAACUCCUCAAGUACUAUCAUCUACAAGUCAACAAAAGGAAGAGUCAAGUGUAUCACAUUCAGUGGAAGAAAUGGUUAUAAAUGAAAUCCAGCUUCAUUUGCCUACAUCUACAAAAGAACCACAAGAUAAUGCUGACAAUUCAACAAGAUUAGCGGCGCCAAAUACUGGAUUGUUAAAUGUACAACAUUCUGUAGCUGAAGUAAUGACACAUGACAUUUCAGCACCUGAAUCAGAAUAUGUGGCAAAUCAACAUAUUCAGUCUGCAGUUGAAGAAUUGGAGCCAGCAAAUGUACAGGUAUUGCCAUCUACAUCUGAAUCAAUAAAGCAUUUUGAUGCAUCUUUCCCACUGCUGAGUGCUGAGGAAAGAGACAAAUUUAUGACUCCAUGGUCAGACCAUGCCCAUCUUAUUUUAUCUGAAACAAAGGGAAAAGAAACUGAACAUUAUUUGCCCACAACUCCAACAUCUUGGUCUGCUCCAGAACCACAAGGAAUUAAAAGUUUUUCAUCUAAUGAGGCAUCCAAACAGUCUCCAGUGAUUUCAUUGAUUUAUACAGGUGACACAGAGUCUCUAGAAAGUUCUGUGCCAGGUCCAGAGCAAUCAAAUUUUCUUUUCUCAGGUUAUAAUGACAAACCACAGAAAGAAGAAAAUCAAUGCCUUUCCCCCAAGAGACAAGAACCUGUGCCGGAGGAGCCACUGUCCAUUACAGCCUUCCUCAUGGGUGAAAUUAGGGAAGAGACCCUUCAUUCAUCCAGUGCUGUAAAAAUUGUGCCUGAAGCAUCUAAGUCUAUUACAGAAGAUGUAGCUUCUGAAACAGUAAAAGAAACAGUUCCUUCUUUCUUACCUGUUUCUGAAGAGAACCUUUCUAAAGAAACUUUUUUGCCAUUUGUUGUUGAUGCAGGAGAGGAACAGCCAUGGUCUCAUUCACUUUUGACUGAAGAGUCAAAACAACUAACUGCUGAAAAAAGAGAUGUCCAAGAUGUUCAGUCUUACUUGCUUGCAACUGCACUGUCUGAGAGAAGGAAGAAGGAUAUUGAGCUAUAUUGUCCUGAAAAGGCACAGCCUGAACCAGAAGAUAGGACAUUAAUGAAUACUGUGGAAGGGAUCAGCAAGCAGGAGAUGCCUCAGUAUUUACUUUCCUCUGCUCAAUCAGCACCCACACAUCAAGGAUUAUUGUAUUCCACCGAGGAAAGAGAUAACCAAGAGAGAACACCUUUGGAGACUGAACAUUCAAAGUCUCUACAGUCACCAGUCUUGCAACAGGAGCCAGAACAUAUAGAUUUACUGCAGCCAAUAAAAGAACUGGAGAUGGAAGCAAUUCAGCUUUAUUCAGUUAUAGCUGUUCAAGAUUUAUACCAGCCUGCUGGAGAGAAGGAAACGGUGGAGCUUAGGGGCUACUUGCCUGAAACUGCAGAAGUUGAUUUUGGAGUGUCCACAUCAUCAGGUUCUAUGGAUGAAGCAGAGCAAAAAGAAAUGCAGUCACCACGUUCUGAAGAUGAAAAGUUAGAAUAUAAACAGUCUGUUUCAGCUCUUCUCACUCAGGUAGUGGAGAAGCAGGUGGGUUGUUCCGAUUCACCAGAAGCCUCAGUAUCAGCAGUGUUGGGACAAUCAAACUCUGCUUUGGUGGAUUUUACUGAAAAACCAAAAGUCCAGCCUUGUCUUCCUGAGACAGCAGUAUCAGAAGAACCAUUUUCCAUUGCUGCAUUCCUCCUUUCUGAGGCAAAAGAAAUGCAAACUUCAUUCCGUAAGAUUGUAGAAAAAGAGAAUAUAGACACUCAACAUUCUUUCAAAGAACCCAGUUUGUUGCUAGAAGGAUCCAGAAGUGGUUCAGCCUUGCCUCCUGAGGCUGAUGUGGCAACUAAGAGGGAAAACCAAUCUUCUCUGACACAUUUUGAAACAGAACAGCUUUCUCAUGAACUUCAAGCAGAGGCUGCUGAUAGAGAAGAUAUCUGUAAUAUUCCCACAGUACCUAAUUUACUUUUGAAUGAAUCUUCUGACACUAUACUAUCAGAACCUAUGAAUGAUAGUCAAUUAUGGUUAGCAGACUCUGAUAAAACUACCAAUAAGGCUAUUGUAAUUAGCAAUGAAAAAGUUUCAGAAAUACAAGACAUAAAGAAUUUUCUUCCAGCAGACGUAACUUGGAAACAACCUGAAAACUACUUACAAAAAGAGAAGAAAUUAAAAGAUAAUGAAAAGCCAAGAGAAAAAACUAUAGCUGCUCCUGAACUUGAUCAAGGAAAAGACUCAUCCAGUAAUUUUGAAGAUCACGAGAUGGUGAAUGUUCAUGUCCCCACACAUGUUUCUUUAACGGAUGAAGAAGAUGCGCACAUGCCAGAGAAAUUAAAAUAUAUGGGACUGGUUUCCUCCCAAAAAACCCAGCCAUUUAAUCUUGUUGAAGAUUUAGCUAUUGACCUGAAAACUUUAAUGUGUAAACCAGAUACAAAAACUUCAGACAACUUUAAAAAAGCCAACUUUGAAAAUAAAGAAAAUGAAUUAACAGAACUUGGUAGAGAAACAGAUGUUCAGGGUAGUAUAGAUAAUGAAAAGGAAAUUGUAACUGUUCCAGAAAACAAAAAUGAUAGUAUUUUAAAUGUCACUCGUUUGGAUUAUUCAGGAAAGCACACCUUGACUGAUGACAGCUCCUUCACACAUACAGGAAAAGAGGAAUUUGCUCAGGGAGUGAACGUUAUACAAGAAAAUGCCGAGAAAACCACAUCUCCAGCUGCAAGCCUGGAAAAUGUUUCAGAGUUUUCCUUACUAGAAAGCAAAAUGGAUGAAACUUUGAAUGGGAAUGAAAAUGCAACAGCUGCUCACAAAGAUAUUUCAAAUGAAGACGAACUAGUUGAUUCUGUUAGGAAAAGUGACAAAAAGACAGAGGAGGAGCUAAACUUAGUAGAUGCACCUUUAUUUAACACAGGAAAUGUUAAUGAAGGACUAAGUGUCUUGCAAGGUGCAUAUGAAUCAAAUAAAAAAGAAUGUGAGUCUGUUUCUAUCCCAUCUGAAGUGAUGGCCCAAGCAGGGGCCUUGCCACCAAGAGAAAUUGUUAAUGAUGCCUUGAUAGAGGGGCCAGCAGAAGUUGCAAGUGAUGUAAAAGUUAUGCGUUGUCAGCCAACACAUGCCAUACCCUUUGGAAGUGGGCUUUAUCGUUUAGGUGCCGCAAGUGAUGAGAACAGUCAGAACAGAGUAGAAGAAGACUCUUCUUCAGAAGCAAGCCAGAUGUUGCCAGAGGAAACAAGUGAUGAGGAGUGUAGUCCUAUACUGGAUUAUGCAGCAACGGUUUAUCAAGAGGAAUCAUCUGUGCAAAAUGAAUCAAAGGCUGUUACUGGUCUUGCAACUGACCAAAUGCAACAAUCUGAAAUAACAGAAGUUGAUGAAGUAGAUAGUGAUGUGAUAAGAAAACCUGUGGCAGAAGGUGCUCAGUUUCCUGAAACAUUGCACCAUGUUAGUGCUGACUGGCAAAGUGAGAAGCAAGUAGAACACAUAGUUUCAGUCCCUGAACCUGUGGCACAAGGUACAUAUGCUUCAGAUCGUGAACAUCUUCCAUCUUGGGACUUUGAGGGGCAAACAUAUGAUAAAAGAGUUGGAGAAAAUAUUCCCAGUGAUCUAGCUAUGCACAAUAGAGAAGAUACAAAACAACUUUCAGCAUCUGAAGCAAAAUCUGACAGAGCGUUUGGAGAACUUGACUUCUCUCUUUUGUCACAUGAUUUUGAAUCUUAUCCAUUAUACUCAAUAAAAGAGGAAGAAUACAGUGAUGAUGAAGAUCUGGCUGAGCUCCUGGGAUAUGAAACGGUGACACGAGAUGAUGCUUUUCAAGAAGAAACAGCCUCAGAGUUAGCUCGUGAAGAACUGCUGUUUGAUGACAGAAAAUCUUUAGACCGCAUUAGUGAUAGCUAUGAAUUUAUAAAUGAAAAAGAAGCUAGUGCAUAUGCUGAAGAAGAGGAGUUGAUGGGUCUUGAAAAGCUACCAAAGAAUGCUCCAGAAAGUGAGGUUCUACAGGGAGAAACAGAACUGGCACAGUUAGAUGCCUAUUGCUGCAAGUGCAAGUGUCCCAUAUCUGCAGAUGACAAGCUUUGGGGAGAGCAUAAAGACCACAGCGUGACAAACCUGGACACGGGUGUGACUGAGUUGAAGGGCCAAUUGGAUGGAUUCCUAGAUGUUUUACAAGAAAGGUCUUUGAAGAUUGAAGGAUUUGUCAGUGAGAUAGAGGCCCUUUUCAAUACUCUUGAGGAAAACUGUAAGGGAAAGGAGCAGCUUUUGGAAGAGCAAAAUGAAAACAUUGUCAAGACAGUGCUAGGGCACCAUGACCAGAAGGCACAGAAAUUUGAAGAAAUGAAGAGCACAAAGAUGGAGGAGCUCUAUGAACACAUGGUUGAUUUUCAAAAAUAUAUUGACACAGCAAAAGAAACCUUGGAGUCUGUCAUGAAGGAAACUGAAGAAAUGGAUGAUUUUGUUUACCUAAAGUCAUCAGAAGAAAUAAACGAAAGGUUACUUUCUGCUGUGGAACAUAUUCAGGCUUUAGAAAAAAUGCCUGCUGCAUUUUCGCAUUUUGAACUUUUUGCAAGCAAUUCAGCAAGUGGUAACUGGACAUUAGAACACAUGCCUGUUCCACAGACCCCUAGAUUACAGCCUCAGGAGCCAAAUUCAGCUACGAGCACAUCAAUUGCAGUUUACUGGACUGUGAGUGAAGAUGAUGUUAUUGAUUUCUUCCAAGUCUAUUGUAUGGAGGAACGCCCAGGAAGGCAAGAACAAAGUGGGUUGGUAGAAGAAUAUCGUGUUACGGUGAAAGAGAGCAACUGCAUUUUGGAAGACCUGGAACCUGGCCACUGCUAUAGUGUGUGGAUUAUGGCUGUGAACUACACAGGAUGUAGCUUUCCUAGUGAGAAAUCCAUAUUUAGAACUGCUCCCCCAACCCCUGUAAUAAAGGCUGAAGACUGCACAGUAUGUUGGGAUACUGCCACCAUUCGCUGGAGCACUGGCAACUCGGAAGCAACAGACUCUUUCACGCUUGAGUACUGCAGGCAGUAUUCUCCAGAAGGAGAAGGCCUCAGGUCUCUGGCUGGAAUUAAAAGACAAGAACUGAAAGUUAACGUAGAACCAAAUAUAAAUUAUUUCUUCUAUGUGAGAGCUGUUAACGUCUUUGGAAUGAGUGAACAGAGUGAAGCUGCUCUCAUCUCGACAAAAGGAACUAGAUUCCACAUAAUGAGAGAAACAGCUUACCCUGCAUUGCAAGUGUCUCCCAAUGGAACCAUGAUAUGCCUUCCCAAGGAAACCCAAAUUUCUGGAAUCUCACCAGUUUGGGGAGAGCUUUUGUCUUCUCGAGGACGACAUUACUGGGAAGUCACUGUGACCGGCUGUGAGACUUACAAGAUUGGGAUCUGCUACUCCAGUGCACCACCCGACAGUAUCCUGGGGCAGAACAGGUCUUCUUGGUGCUUGUAUUGUCCUAGCAAAACGAGUCUCAUCUACCAAGUCCUCCACAAUGGUGAGAUGAGUGAUGUUCUUGUGACGGAACAGCCAGCCCGGAUUGGCAUUCUGCUGGACUAUGACACUGGAAGGCUCUUGUUUUUCAACGCAGAACGAGGACAAGUCCUCUUUGCCAUCAGGCAGAAAUUUACUGCUGCAGCUCACCCGGCCUUUGGGUUGGAGCAGCCAGGAAUCCUUCACCUCCAUACAGGCAUGGAACUACCAGAAUUUGUGAAGCAUAGCUGAAAGUUUUCUUCCCAUAUACCUGCAGGACAAACAAUCAGAUUGUUAUUUUUUUAAAGGCUUAGAAUGGUCAUUUUCACCUCUAUAAUAUAUGCUAUAAAUACAAAGAACUACACAGGAAGC